This is a messenger RNA of Leptinotarsa decemlineata (Colorado potato beetle), 1385 nucleotides long. RefSeq lists its product as uncharacterized. Gene Ontology annotation, molecular function: DNA binding; protein dimerization activity. Lineage: Eukaryota; Metazoa; Arthropoda; Insecta; Coleoptera; Chrysomelidae. The record is from RefSeq and is a predicted model, not a curated record. Gene Ontology annotation, biological process: regulation of DNA-templated transcription.
CCUUCCCGUCAUUCGAAAUUAGAGAAAGCCGAUAUAUUGGAAAUGGCGGUCAAGUUUCUCCAGAAUGUCCAACGCCAACACCUAGCUCUUGCCAUGGCUAACGAUUCUUCUGUGCUGAGAAAAUUCAAGAAUGGUUUCAACGAAUGUGCCUCAGAAAUAGACAAGUACAUGGGACAAGUAGAUGGGACUGACAGCACAAUUAAACAAAGAGUAUCCAGCCACCUUCAAAAAUGUAUAGGAGGAAUCGAGCAGGUUGCUCAAUUCAAUUUUCCAGGAUUCAAUAACUUUCCCUUCAUCGGCGGUAAUACUAUAAUAACCACUACUCCCAACCAAGCAGAAAUAGCAAGUAAUAUGGACACCCGUGAUGAUCAGAAUAACAAUCCUAGAAUUCAAAUACCACAAGGUAUCCAGCUCAUUCCCAGUAGGCUUCCUAGUGGCGAGUUAGCGCUGUUAGUUCCGAACUUUAGCAAUAUGCCUUAUUUUCCGACAGCUGUUAAUACUAGUACACAACGUUCGAGUGCGUUUGCAACAGUGAUACCACAAUCUACUGUAGCAGAUCAACAAAUUCCUAAACCUCUCAGUCCCCCUGUGAGUCCGAUCAGUCAAGACGAACUGAGAUUCAGAAAUCCUUCACCACAUGGCUUUAGACCAGUUAUUCCAGCUAAUAAAGUUAGGAAUUACUCAGAAGAUCACCAAGUGCCGCAAAUAUCUUCCACAGUAUCCGGAGAUAAACAACAGUUUUCUCAACCUUCAGAAGUGAAAACCUUGAAGUUUCCCAUCAACAAAUUUUGUGAUAAGGACAGAAAAGUCGACUCUUCUAAAAAAAUUGUAGAACCUCUCUGUAUAAUUACCAAUCAAGCAGAAAGAUACAAACAAGCUCAAAUGAAAGAAGACUCUGCUUAUUAUGAAGAAAAUGUGAAGCAUGGUGUCAAACGAAAGUUUUCAGAAACUCAAGGUCUUCUGACAGUUACUCAACAUGAUUUCAGUUUUCCACCUCCACCAAAAAUAAUAAAGACACAACUCGUUACUCCAACUACAGGCAUUACGUAUGAUAGCGACUCAUCUUCAGAUUCCAGAUCGGAUUUCAAGACAAAUAUUAGAGCUGAGAGCUCUCAUAGAACUGAAUCGUCAAGUAAUCCCGAUAAGCCAUGUGGCUCAAGAGACAAUAAUUUUGAUGGUAAUAAUGAUAUGUGGAGGCCUUGGUGAUAUUUGUUUAUUAACUACUGUGAUGUUUUUAGAAUUAAGUUUACAUGCUCAAGUUCAAGCUUUAAUGUAAUAUAGUACAAACGUGCUUGAAAGGUGAAUAAAUGUUAAGUUCCUGAAUGGUAGUGUUGAGAUUGACUGAACUUUAUGAAGUUUUUAGAAAUAUAUACAUUUUUAUAAUG